AUGUCGGAAUUGUCCAUUACCGAAUCCUCUAUCGGCGAUUUAAGAGGCAAAGUUGCUAUUGUCACUGGAGGUGCCAGUGGUAUUGGCCAAUGCAUCGUCGAACUGAUUGCCAAGCAUGGCGGAAUUGUUGCAUUUGGUGACCGAAACAAAACCGCCGGAGAGUCUCUAGAAAGAAGACUCCGGGGCGCGGGCUCAACCGUACGAUUCUUCCCCGUCGACGUAACGGAUUGGAAUGCUCAGAGUUUCUUAUUCUCUCAAACUCGUGAUGAAUAUGGCCAUAUCGAUCUCGUGUUCGCCAACGCCGGCGUCGGCGACAACAACGAUACCUUUACCGACACACUAGACAGCGAGGGCAAUCUUCAAGCGCCGGAUCUCUUAACCAUUCAUGUAAAUGUUAUCGGCGUCAUUUUCACCAGCAAACUCGCACUACAUUAUUUCAAAAAGAACCCAAUUCCCGGCGGCGGUCUUGUGAUGACAGCUUCCACCUCUUCCUACAACGAACGUCCGAACAUCCCUGUCUACUCCAUGGCCAAGCACGGCGUCAUCGGACUCAUGCGUGCCUUGAAACACAACGCUCCCAAGGAUAAUAUCAACGUUGGGGCCAUCGCCCCGGGGGGAACAGGAACGGGAAUGUUCACAUCAGUUGCUGCAGACGCUUUCCGUGCUCUCGGGAUCGGUCUGAACAGUGCAAUGUCGGUUGCUACGGCAGCAGUGUAUUUGGCGAACAACAAGGAAACCAACGGCAAGGGUAUUACGAUCAUCGGAGAAAGAUAUACGGAGGUAGAGGAUGCUAUAUCAGCUCAUCAAAAGUUAUGGUAUGGCGAGUACAACACAGAAAUGGCAAGGCGGGCUGCGGGAGUGAGGCUGGAUCAGCUUGCAAACAACAGUUGA
Messenger RNA from Scedosporium apiospermum, 891 nucleotides. RefSeq lists its product as uncharacterized. The coding region runs from base 1 to 891 and encodes 296 amino acids. Lineage: Eukaryota; Fungi; Ascomycota; Sordariomycetes; Microascales; Microascaceae. The record is from RefSeq and is a predicted model, not a curated record. The transcript is spliced from 4 exons.